UGUUCCCCCAACUCCCCCGCCAGCUCUCGCUCAUCGCACCGCAACUUCUCCUCCUUUCCCGCAAUUUCACCGCCAUGGCCCCGAAGACCAUCACUGUGGACAUCACGUCCGACACCGUCUGCCCCUUCUGCAUUCUGGGCAUCUCGCAGCUCAAGCAGGGCGUGGAGGCGUACAACGCCGAGAACCCGACAGCGCCCGUGACGAUUCACCACAAGCUACACCCAUACCAGCUGCGCUCUGAGAUGGCGUACGAGCCCGUGGCGCGCAACGCCGACAUGGACGCGCGCUACGGCUCGGGCGGCCGCGGGCCGGUAAUCCGCGCCAACCUUGCGCAGCAGUUCGCCGACGCCGGGCUCAAGUACGCGCCCGAUACGUUGCUCGCCAACACGCACCGCGCCCACCGCCUCGAGAUGCUCGCCCGCGAAAAGGGCGAUGAGGUAUCGUGGGACGUUGGAAUGGACCUUAUGCGCGCGUACCAGAUCGACGGGCAGGCGCCGUCCGACCCCGCCCUGCUCGCAAAGGUUGGCGUCAAGCAUGGGUUGUUCUCGUCCCAGGAAGAGGGCGAGAAGUGGGUCCUCUCCAACGCACUUGACAAGGAGACCAAGGCUGCGUACGCCGAGGGCCGUGGGAAGGGCAUCAACGGCGUUCCCAACUUCAUCUUCCAGGACAAGUACCAGACUUCAGGCGCCAUUGGCAAGGACGGGUUCAAGUCUGUUAUUGCUCAGAUCGUCGCCAAGGACGCCUAA
Cutaneotrichosporon oleaginosum is the source of this 746-nucleotide messenger RNA. RefSeq lists its product as uncharacterized. Gene Ontology annotation, molecular function: oxidoreductase activity. The record is from RefSeq and is a predicted model, not a curated record. Lineage: Eukaryota; Fungi; Basidiomycota; Tremellomycetes; Trichosporonales; Trichosporonaceae.